AUGAAUGUGGAAUCUCAGGGGAUACGACCACGCUUUCUUUGUCAUUCGGCUUUGUUCUUAAGGCAUUUUUUCUGUGCUACUGUCACCUUCCUUAAAAAUAAGUCCUCCUCUUUUUCCAUUCAGCAGCACUUCACAUUCCUUUUAAACCUGUUCGUUUUCUUGCUGCUCACAAUUCGUUUUCCUUUCUUUUGCAUGCCCUUUGCCCGCUGCCGGUGCCUCUGCCCGCCGCCUCUGCCGCUUGUGCCGCCUGGCCAGGGCUGCCUAUUCGACAAGGUGCUGGUUUACAAGCCCGCCACCAGCAAGCCCGCUAACUCGGAGGUCUAUGUGGUGGGCAAGGGCUUCAGGGGGGUGCCCACUGAGGUGCUGGAGCUGCUGCUGGGGAACUGCGGCGAGGACAUCUUCACUGGCAG
Messenger RNA from Volvox carteri f. nagariensis, 410 nucleotides. RefSeq lists its product as uncharacterized. The annotation marks the transcript as partial. The record is from RefSeq and is a predicted model, not a curated record. Gene Ontology annotation, cellular component: nucleus; cytoplasm. Gene Ontology annotation, molecular function: methyltransferase cap1 activity. Gene Ontology annotation, biological process: 7-methylguanosine mRNA capping. Lineage: Eukaryota; Viridiplantae; Chlorophyta; Chlorophyceae; Chlamydomonadales; Volvocaceae. The transcript is spliced from 3 exons.